AUGUUGAGGAUUGUAUUUUUGUGGUCGAUUUUCUUAGGGACCGCAGCAUCGCUACAUCUGGCCGUCGGUGGCCGUAACGGCCGCCGACCGGCGUUCGCCUGCCACUCACUGCAAAGUGGGCAUGCGCGUACUCGUUCCGUCCCCAUUUUCGCGGAAUCGACGCCGCUGACGCUGUCCCAGGUGGAACAACUGGAGCGGGAGUAUGUGGGCUUCGAGGCCGAGGAGCCGAAGCCGCCCAAGUGCCCGGUGCUGCCCCAGCACCUGAGCAACCGUGUCGUCAAGGGCAUAGUCGACCACGACAUGGAGAUGCUGAUGAAGCGUUCGCUGGACGCCACAGGAAGGCCACAGCACCUCCACCAACUGUGGAAGAUCAAGAAGCACCGCAAGAGGCUGAACCCGGUAUUAUACCGCGUUGGGGAGAAGGUGAAGGGCCGUGUGGCGAUCACGUUUCCCACGUACGCCCUGGUAGACGUGGGUUCCACAUCGUACGGUGUGCUGCACGCUCGUGAUAUGAGCGAGGGCUGGAUCGACCGUGUGGACCACAGCCUCUCCUCGGGCGAAGAUAUAAUAGUCACCGUGAAGUCGAUAGACGAGGACGCGCGAUUCAUCCGCCUUACCUUGCUUGACCUGCCGAAACUGGAGGGUCCGACCGGCGAACCCAUAGAGCGGAGACCGCUGCACUCGUUUAGAGUGGAAGAGGCCGUCAGUGGCGUCAUACGCCGCAGGUCUCCAUUGGGCUACUACGUGGAUGUAGGCGCCACCGUUGACGGGUUUCUGCACAUAAACGACCGCAAGCUGCCCAGGAAGUAUACCGGUGUUGCGCGGCAGCCGUUCCGCAUAGGCACCCGAAUCCCUACCCUCUACGUCAAAUGCGUCGACCUGGUUAAGAAUCGCAUACAGCUGAGCGAGAACUCCCUCGCCGAGGAGCUGGAGAAGCGCUGUCUGACGGGUCAGGAGACUCCGGAGCAGCAGGCAGUGUACCACCCCGGUAAUCGGCUGUCGAUGCUGCAGAGCCUACAGGCCAACGACCUGGAGAAGAUGCGGAUGAUCGGCGGCUAUGACGACCUGCUGCAGGAAGUCGGGGCGGGCCGAAAUGCGUCAAAGGAGUACGUGAUGUAUCUGCAGAACCGCAAAAAAGUAGAACAACUGCAACAGCUGAAGGACACCGUGCUGGACGACGCCGAUAACAUGGACGAUGUCCAACUGAGGCGCGCCACAAAGGAAUACAACAGACUCUCAAUGGAGAUAGCCGAACUCAACCAAGAAUCGAACGAGCCCCCGCCCUUCCGCCGCACGGUGUACAAGUAUGGCGAUCCUGGCGUAUGGGAGAGCCGCGUGUACACGCCCUUCGAUGAAAAGAACCCGCGCGACUACUUCCAAAAGGUCACAGAGGAGGUGACGACGGCACUGCGAGAUGUUCAGGGAGAGAACUUCGACUUCAAAGGCGCAAUGGCCGACGACCUCCAUAGCGCUGAGCGCCGUGGCGAGAUUGUAGAGCACCUGUGGGACAUGUUCCACGCCCCUCCCAGCGACAAGAGCCAAAUUGAGGACACCGAACCGCGUCACGCGACGCUGGAGGAUAUUGAAGAUCUGUUGCCAGAAUCGGAAAUAGCUGACGAGACGCAAUCAGCUUGGGAAGACGGCCCGGAUGCGGACGAAGUAGUCGCCAAGCUAGAGUCGUACGACCACCCCGAAGCUAAGGAACUCGCAGAAAUGAUACGCAGCGCUUCAGGAUUCGAUCCUUUCGCGCACUCGAAUAGGCUUAUAGAUGACGACGAGUCAGCUAUUCUGGGUGCAUGUGCAAUGGCGAAUGAUGACGUGACUACGUGGCAAUCACGCCUGGAUAGGAUGUAUGAGGAGGCCGGAAUAGACCCCAUGGACGUGGCGGCGGCCACGCUUGCCGGCAAAACCUCUGGUAAGCUCAAGAAAGGCAGCUCUUCUGAGGAGCACGACAUUUUGAUGCAACCGUUUGCACGGGGCGACGGUUCUAUCUCUGCUGUGCACAAUGUGGAUGAGUACGUGGACUCAACGCAAGGGGUCAAAAGCGAAAUAAAUUUUUUGGCCCCCCAAGUAGAGGGCGACGACGAUACGGAUUAUGUCGAGAAUUCAGAAUCGUCUGACUCCGAGAGCACCGUAUAUGAUGCAGCCGAAUCACACAACUCGGGCCACGACAAUGCGGAGCCCGAGGACGCUGAGCGCCGUUCACGGUAUACAGAGAACCAUGACGUAUAUGAUAAAACUGCUGCCGAUUCACGUGACUCUGAGCGCGUUACCGAUGAAGACGAUUCAUCCUUCUACAGCGAUUUAGACAACUCGUACGACACAUCAAGCGGCGAAUACAGCGAUGACUAUGACGAUGACGAAGAAAGUGGCGCGGACGAUGCGUCCGACAUUGAGGAUUUCAAGGAUGUUGCGAGCAGCAUUUUCGGAUCAGAGGAGCCAUACAAACCGGCUACAACUGCGCCCAAAUCGAGGUUGUCACAGAGCCACAAUCUGGGCAACACUAGGCGUGACAUGCCGACUGCGGAACAUCGUACAGCAACGCCUGCAACCGACGAGGCUACCGCUGUGUCAACUACUUUGCCAAAGGGGCCUCUGGAGCCCGUGGAAAAGUACUACGAACCGCCCACGAUAACGGACGACAUCCAGAGUAUCUUCAACGAAGUCAGGGCGCUGACAGCAGAUGCAACGAAUGAGGACACGCCGGCCGAGUCUGCUGCUUACCCCAGCAAAUUCGAAAAUCGGGACAACAAAAAAAUCAACCACCAGCUAUAUAUACAGAGGAAUCGUCACUUAGACCCGGUUACUCGUCUCUACGUGAUGAGCAAGGUGCCUCCCCGACCGCUACCACCAAAACCUGAAGACGAAGUAGAAGAUGAAUCAGACUCACGUACGGACAGUCAUGGACGUUCCCCUUCAACUGACCGUCGUGCAGAGGAAGGGUUCCUGCGCAGCAGCAAUUAUGGAGAUGACGUUGGCGACGCGGGUACACGAGGCUACGUGGACCAUCAGGACGACUUCAGCGACAUCGGUGACUUCGACUCGUCAGACGACGCUGACGACGAGGGCGAAGAGCGUCUGCAGUCGCCAGAAGAGCUCAAAAAAGUGCGUUCGCUAGUGAGGAGCGUGGUGAACUCGGACCAGCGCCGCCGCACCCUGUCGCGCAUUGCGAGGAAGGCGCUGCCGCCCGAGGAAAUGGCGCGUAUGCUACGCUUCGGCAGGAAGCGGCCGAAGCUGACGCCCUACACCUACUUCCCUGAGGGCAUAGGCGCCGCAGGGCUGGGCGAGGACCGCAGGAGCGUGAACCGGCGCAUCCGGGAUGCCAAUCUGAAGCUCACUAAGCUGAAACGCAACAAGCGGUUUUUGAGCAUGCUGCACCGCCUGGACGUGGACCCCGACGAGCUCACUUUCGACAACAUCCAUCAGCUGCUGCCGUUCGAGCUGGUCUCGUCGAGGCCGCCGCCGUUCAGGAAGCUGAUGGGUAUUGGCGAGAGCAACCUGCCGGAUGAAAAGGGGUAA
Babesia bigemina is the source of this 3519-nucleotide messenger RNA. RefSeq lists its product as hypothetical. The transcript is spliced from 2 exons. Gene Ontology annotation, molecular function: mRNA binding; structural constituent of ribosome. The record is from RefSeq and is a predicted model, not a curated record. The coding region runs from base 1 to 3519 and encodes 1172 amino acids. Lineage: Eukaryota; Apicomplexa; Aconoidasida; Piroplasmida; Babesiidae. Gene Ontology annotation, biological process: translation.